This is a messenger RNA of Yamadazyma tenuis ATCC 10573, 1201 nucleotides long. It is a transcript of the gene prh1, whose product is annotated as RNA helicase. Gene Ontology annotation, molecular function: helicase activity; double-stranded RNA binding; ATP binding. Gene Ontology annotation, cellular component: intracellular anatomical structure; nucleolus. Gene Ontology annotation, biological process: positive regulation of transcription by RNA polymerase I. Lineage: Eukaryota; Fungi; Ascomycota; Pichiomycetes; Serinales; Debaryomycetaceae. The record is from RefSeq and is a predicted model, not a curated record.
UGGUGUGAGGUACGUGAUUGAUUCCGGGUUGAGGAAAGUUAAGGUAUGGAAACACCUGUUGGGUCUAUCGACGUUGUUGACCACCACCAUAUCCCAGGCGUCCGCCAAACAGAGAGCUGGUAGAGCUGGUAGAGAGGCACCAGGGAAAGUAUUUAGGUUGUACCUGGAGAAGGUAUUCAACGAACGGCUUCCAAAGGAACAGGAGUCCGAGAUCAUGAGAAACGAUAUUGUGUUGCCGGUGUUAACGUUGAAGAAGAUCGGGGUGGACGAUCUCUUGAACUGGCCGUGGCUUGAGCAUCCGGGUGAAGAGGCUAUUCUUAGUGCUUUGUCCAACUUGUACUCGUUGGGGGCGUUGGAUGGUAAUGGAAAAAUCACCACCCUUGGCUACAAAAUGGCCAUUUUGCCGUUGCCUCCUCAGCUUUCGGCAGUGCUAAUCACUGCCAUCGACAAUGGAGUCGUCAAGGAUGUGGUGGAUAUAGUUGCAUGUUUAUCGGUGGAUAACCUUAUAUUGAAUGUCACUGGAGGAGACGGGGAGCAGCGACACGAGGUCAAUGUUAGGCGCAGAACCUACUGUCCUUUGGGGUGCCAGUAUGGAGAUUUGAUCGCCUUUAAAGAGUAUUUCAGUCAUUUCGAAGAGUUGUUAAAUGCGGGCAACGUCGCUGAGGCCAAAGACUGGUGCCAUGACUUGCACUUUAGCUACAAAGGAUUCCGAAACGUCUUGAGAGUAAGACAGCAGUUGAAGGAGUACAUGUUGACGACCAUCAAGCAAGACGACCGGUUAACGGGUGGUCAGAAAGAAAAAGCCCUCUUGAACUUGAGGUCCCAGCUCCUGCUUGACAUGGAAUUGCAGCAAGAAUUGGUUAGACAACCACUCAACAUCCCGGAGAUCCUCAAGUGCUUUGUUAGAGGCUACAUCACCAACACGGCCAUUGGAAUGCCCGACAGGUCCUAUAGAACCUGUAACAACGGCCUGUUGAUCAGUAUUCAUCCUUCAUCGAAUCUCUUUGGAAAGGCCAACCUCGACUCAAUCAUGUACGUAGAGUAUGUGUUCACCAGCAAGGGGUACGCACGGAACUGUUCUGCCAUUGAGCUUUCCUGGUUGCAAGAAAUUGCUCCGCAUGUGCUUGGAGGAACCAAGGUCAGCAUCAAUGAGUAAUAGUAAGUAUGACUAUAGCAUUAGAAAAGUGAGCAGCAUUAGGCU